Messenger RNA from Saprolegnia diclina VS20, 4388 nucleotides. RefSeq lists its product as hypothetical. Bases 17 to 4273 code for a protein of 1418 amino acids. The transcript has 13 exons. The record is from RefSeq and is a predicted model, not a curated record. NCBI's taxonomy places the organism in Eukaryota, Oomycota, Saprolegniomycetes, Saprolegniales, Saprolegniaceae.
GCCGGUUUCGCAGAGCAUGUCGGCGCUGCUCCUCUCGUGGCUUCGGUCGACGGCGCAGUUGCCGCGGUCAAUCGAGUGCCUCGAGCGGGAUCUCAGCAACGGGUACCUUCUCGGCUACGUUUUAUCAUCGCUCGAGCUCGAGCCGUCGCCCGAGAGCUACACCGACGCCGACGACCUCGCGUCCGUGCUCCGUAACUUUGAACGCCUCGAGAAGUCGCUGCAUGGCGUCGGGAUUCGCCUCUCGCCCGAAGCAGCGCGCAACAUCAUGAUGGAGAAGAAAGGCGCGGUCGCCAAGUUGCUCAUGCAGCUCAAAGAACACGUCGAUCGAAACGAGGCGUCGCGACCCAAGCCGACCGAGCCAGCAACCGCGUCGCUGCGCCCGCCACCGGCUGGGAGUCACCGUCACAUGCCCGCGCCCGAUAUGACGAGCCCAAGGGAUCGGUUUGUGGAGAAUAUCAUCGCGUCGAUUGACCCGUCUGACUGGAACAACCACAACCGCGUGGAUAUGGCGAUCCACUUGCGCAAAUUUACCGAAUUCAUGUGGUCUGCGUCGGACGCGACCGCUGCCCACUUUGCCUCGGAGCACGACCAGAAGGUCGCGGCCGCCCGCCGCACGCGCGACGACGAGCUCACGCACACGCAUGACAAGCAAGACUUCCUCGAACAGUGGUCGGCCAUGGGCCGGGACAAGUGGACGGCCAACCAGGCGGUCAAGCGCAAUCGGGAGGCCGAGCAACUGCAGUUUGAACUCAGCUUGCGGGAGCGCCGGCGCGUCAUCAUUGCCCACGCAAACGAAGCCGCGGCCAUCGACCUUGCCGACGGUGUCUCGAGCUUUGAUAAGAAUUUCAAGCGGCUUGGUAUUAGCUCGGGCGACGAUGACAGUGGCGUGCGCUUGACACCAGCCAAAGGCUCCGGGCUCGACCACCUCGUCGAGCUUGAGAACCGUGUCGCGUCGUUUCAUUUGCGCCCGUCGAGCAACAUUCAAAUGAUGAAGGAGCUUCGCGACCGGCGUAAACUGCACCUCAACGCGCAGCGCGAGCGCGCAAGCCGGCGCCGCAAGAUGCUCGUAGACCAGACACGCAAUACGAUCGAAAUCAACCGCAAGCAAGAAGAGGCCGCGCUCUUGCAUCGGCUCUUUGUCGUUGGCAAGCGCCGACGCAACGUGCUGCGCACGCUGUGGGAAGCGCGCCACAACCACGAAAAAAACAAGGGCGAGGCCAAUGUCGCGGCCACCGAGCGCGUCAUCGCCUACGCCGCAACGAUUGAAGCCGCGGCCGCCAAGAGUCUGGACGAGCUGCACGCCGCUGCGAUGGCGCCGGAUGCGGUCGCUCGGCGCGCCGAGACUCUCCGGGUCGCCAUCGACGACGCCCGCGUGCUCGACGAGCGCAAGCACGAGGCACACACGUUGCUGUGUGCGGAUGUCCUCGACACUUUGCUGUCGUUUGUGCACACUGUUGUCGUCCACCGCGCGUCAACGCGUCAGCCCAUGCCGGCGCCGCUGUACCGGUCACUCAAAGCACAGUUUGUCUCGGGCGCUAUCUGCGGACGCUCGAUCGACAAUACACGGAGCGAAAGCGGGUGCAGUAGCAUCGAAGUCGACUACUUGCUGCGCGACUACGUCCGCAACGACGGUGUCUUUGGCACUCCCGACUUGGGCAGGCCGCCGCCGACGACCGACGUCGACGCAAUACAAGCAACCAUUCAUGCGCUCGCGACGACGCCACCCAGUGAGCUACUCACGACGUCGUGGCCACCGCUCUUGUCGGCAACGUCCCGGCCGCUCCUGCUCUGCUGGUACGCCAAGGACACCAGUAGCAACUUCGCAGCGGGCCUCGCGGCAUCAACGGGGUUGCAGCUGCUGACCGUCGAGGCGUGCGUCGAUCGGUGUGUCAAGCUGAGCGAGCGGGGCAAGCCAGCCGCGGGCGAGAAGCCGUCGCCACUCGAAGUGGAAAUGGCAGCGCUGGGUACCAAGAUGGCCCAGGCGCGGUCCAAAGGCAGUGCGAUCCCGGACGCUGUCGUGGCCGAUGCGGUGUGCAAAGCGUUGGUGCACGUCUUUGCGCAAGCUAACGCCGCGACGUUCGUCGGUGUGCUCCUCCUCAACUUCCCGCGCUCCAAGGACGAAGCCAAAGUGUUUGAAGUCGAGAUGCUCAAGCGCUACCAUGGGAUCUCGGACGCCGAGCUAAGUCUUCGAAGCGCGCAGCUCACCGCGUCCUGGGACGAGAAGGCCGUCGUCAUGGAGAGCGCGCCGCCGCCUCUCUCAAGCGUCGACUGGGUCCUCUUCCUCGACGCCACCACCGACGCGCUGGUCGCCGGCGUUCUCGACGAUGCCGCCAAGAGGGAUGUUUACGCACGAGCCGAGACGUGGGCGACGACGACGGCCGCGCUCCAAGCCUUCUGGAAGCCGUUUGGCUGCGCAGUUACGUUGAACACAACGACGACGCCGGCGCUCGCGCUCGACGAGACGCUGCAGGCGCUGCUGCGACUGACGCCAGACGCGCACCAUGUGUUGCACGCGACAGACCCGGACGACUUUGGCUCGGCGCUCGCAAAAAUGAAAAACGACCGCCGACAAACCAUGUCGCCCCCCGAGCUCCUCGUCGUGCGUGAUCGAUGCGGCGAGCACUUGCUUCCGUGGGCGUCGCUUCGGGAUCUCGACGAUGCUAUCAACUACCACGACGUGGAGCAGUGCCAUUUGGAUCGUGUUCGAGCACUGCAAGCGUUCUACGAGAGUCUGCAGAGCUUUUCCCGGCCGUUCCUGCGCCUACGCACGCAGUUUCUCGCUGUGUUGGACGCGAAUUCGUCCCAGCAGACGCUCUUGGACGCCGCCUUGCAUGAUCUGGCCGCGCCCAUCGCCUUUGCCACGCCCAAGGAGCGCCACGAACACGUUCACCGGCGCCUCAUGGCGCUUGAAGUCGACCUCGGUGACCUUGUCGACGCCGUCCGAUGCCCAGCCAACCGCUUUUUGCAGUCGCCCGAGAACUGGUCCAUGUCGACCGACGCCUUUGUCGAGAGUGUGGUCAGCUGGGCGACGGCGCUGCUGCGCUCGGAAAAGAAGUCGCUCUUGCGGCGCCUCCGGCACUUGCUGUCGUACUUUGAACUGGUGGGUCCGGUCGCUGCCGCGUCGCCAAGCGAGAGAGACGCUGGCGUUCACGUCGCCACCGAUCAGGCCCUGCCACCAAAUUCGCCUCUGCUCGAGACGGUUCAUGACAUCGUCGCCGACGUCCUCAUUCGCCCGUCCUCGGACGCCAACGAUCUGCAGUCGGUCGUGCUGGACACCGAGCGCGCUUUGUUUUUGCGCCGGUGUGUCGGCAUCGUCCGCUUCGUCGACACGAUUGCGCGUCGGGUCACGGGCUUGGUGGACGUCGAAAAGUCGAGUCUCGACACAGCGCUAUUGCAAUUCGUACACCAGGAGUUUCGACACAUUGUCAACGUCGUCCAAGCCCUUCGCGACGCACCCACCGUAGUUCGCUGGCCGCGGCUGCAGUCGCUGACGACACCACUCGAUGGCCACGGCAUUCGGAUCGCGCAUCACAUGUCCUUUCUGAGCGUGACGCACUUGCGUGCGAUCGUCUGUGCGCUGCAGACAGCGACGACGCACGGCCAACAGCUGUCGGUACCUGUGUUUACAGCGACCGUCGUCGAAGUGGCCACUGCGCAAGUGCUCCCGCCCGUCUGGGCCUCGUACACGGCGGUUGCCAACAUGGCAAUCGCGUUUGCUACGGCAGAGGUGGUCGACUGGCGCCGCCUCGUGCUCUCGCUCGCGACGGCCCAAAAGCUCCCCGUGCCCGACGUACGCGACCUGGAAGCGCUGGUGUUGCACUGGCGCACGCCUCGGGCGCUGAGCGCCGUCGUCGACAAGGCGGCGUUCUUGAGUGCGCCGCUGUGGUGCCAUGAGCCCGCGUACCAGCAGCUGCUGCAUGAGCUGUUUGCGGACGCGACGACGGGCGACGUGGCGGUCGUCCCGUUCCUCUUGCAUGUCUGUGCAUCGAGCUACCCGCUCGACGUGCUGCCGCCGUGUCAUGGAAACUUAGCUCGCUUCUCGCGGGGCGUGGCCAGAGCCAUCUACGUCUUGGAGCACUGGCCGUCCAUCAACGGCAAUGCCACCGACGAUUCGGCGUCAAUCCCAGCUCUGGUCUACGCGUUUGCUGCUGUCCCAAUGCCUGAGGAUAUCGACGCUUCGUAUGGGGCCCUCGUCGACCACGGCGCGCUUCAAGCCAAGUUUGCACGCCUCAACGCCUACGACUACUUGCUCGAGCACGAAGAGGCAUCGUAGUGACGUUAACGUCAUGCCUUAUACGACACGGUUAUACUUAAAGUACAUCCUACACCCUAUCCCUAAUCGACACGGGAGGACCGCCCUCUACUAGUACGCACGAUGCCAACCUGGU